UUUAAAACCUUUUCUCAGUAACACAUAUAGCGUUAACUUUGACAAUAAUAAAUACUAACGAUUUUCCCAGAAACAUCGAUAGGCGAUAACGACUAUCGGUGGCUGACCAUCCACAGCUGCCCAACAGCUGUUGUCUCUCGCCUCCUCCGACUUUGUUGUAAGAAAAUAUUGCGAAUUUCGAAGAGAGCCUGCGAUGUCGGCGUUUGUGAAAACCGUGUGCCUGGCCCAGAAGCUCUGCGUCGCCAAUCCAGCUUUGGCCCGCCAGGCGGUGCGCAGCAUGGCUGGUUGGAACAAGGACUUCAAGCCCGCCCCGUACCCGAAGACGGAGAAGGAGCGCCUGGAGGCAGCCAAAAAGUACUAUCUGCUGCCGGAGGAGUACAGGCCGUAUGCGGACGACGGCCUGGGCUAUGGAGAUUAUCCAAAAGUCGGCGGCGGCCUGGGCGUCGAGGCCAAGGACAGCUACUAUCCCUGGGACUAUCCGGAGCACAAGCGCAACCAUCACGAGCCUAUUUCAGCGGAUCACGAUCUGUACAGCGAGGAUCGUUACUCGCAGGCGGAGCAGCCCCGCUACCAAAACUCCUACUACUUCCUGUGCUUUGCCGGCGUGAUGUCCGGCUGCCUGGCCUUGUACUAUUGGCUGGAGGACAAGAAGAUGUACCGCCCGGUGGCCGCCAAGCAGUAUCCUGGCGAUGGCGUCAAGCACUACACCUUUGAGAAGUAGAAAUGAACAUCCAUCUCCGACUUCUUGUAUCAUCUAGCCACGCAUAUUCUGUACAAUUAAAAGGGAAAGAAACUAGA
Molecule: messenger RNA, 798 nt
Organism: Drosophila serrata
Lineage: Eukaryota; Metazoa; Arthropoda; Insecta; Diptera; Drosophilidae
Gene: ND-ASHI
Product: NADH:ubiquinone oxidoreductase subunit ASHI
Cellular component (GO): respiratory chain complex I; mitochondrion
Source: RefSeq, a predicted model, not a curated record